CGCUGCUACCACUUGGACGCACAUCGAGUCUUCUUAAGCUCGCAUUUAAUCCUGGCUUAGAAACGUGUGAGUCGUGACAGUCACCUGUCUUGCCACCAUCUUGUAAAAUAUUCUGAUAUAAUAUAGGCCGGGUGGGACUCUGACGAUCAUCAACUUGCAAAGGCAUUCUUUGAUACAGGUAUACACACUCUAACGACAACGUGCAGAUUUCUGCGACCAAGGGUCGACGUUUGUUACGGAGUUAAAAGACACACCUCCUUGGACAUCAUAGCCAGACCGACAGCGAUGAUAAUAAGAAGCACUAUAGCUGCGCUCUUGUUGGUAGCAUUGGCAGCAGAACCUGCAAGAGGGCUGCAAGUCUUCGUGACAAAUUUGACAGUAUUCACAAAACAUCGCCUAAACUUUGAAGGCGACCUGCGUGUGUACUUUCAAUGCCAGGGCAACGACAGAGUGAAUCUGCCAGACGUCACUAUUGAGGGUCACCCCUACUCGUGGCCCAAGGAGAACCAGCUGCUCACAACCAUCACACGCUCCACCUGCAAGCAGUGCGGCUUCUACGAGGAUAGGCUCAUACCCUUUGUUAAGGAUGACCCUAUCGGAGCGGAGUUCCCUCUGUGCGAGUCAGACUUCAACAGCGAGGACAGCGAGGACAACAUGGUGCGCUGGUUUGCAGACACACAGUUUGACGCUGUGCUGUUCUGCGGAGACUGCAAGAUCCCCUCACCGCCGCCGCCGCCGGCCGCCGCCUUCGAUCCCAACGGCGGCGUCACCAACUUUGCUGCGGUGGACCCGGCAGCGGCGGGCGCUGCAUCCAGCGGCGGGGGACAUUGGUGGGCGGCCACGGGAGCCAUUGUGGGCAUGUCAGUCAGCGGCGCAGUGCUCGUGGGAUUCAUGACUGGGCUGGUGGCAUACUCCUGGUACAAGCAGCGGCAGUCGAGGAAGAAGGAGGAGCGCGCGAGGGCGUUUGAGGCAGUCUUCAGCGACCCAGAACUGGACUUGGAGGAGGUGGCAGCGCAGGAUGCAAAGGCAGCCGGAUUCAACCUCUUUGGCGGCAACAAAUGGACCCGGCUGCGAGACACGCAGGAGUAUGCUGAGGCCGUGGAGCAGGAGAGGAGGCGGCAGGGGAUGCCACUGCCCUAUCCUGGUCUCAGGUUGGAGGAAUAUAAUUAUUCAGCUGCAAAGGGGCCCCAUUACCCGGAGGCCUACCUGGAGAGCAAGCACACUUUGCCCUUCGCACACUGGCGUACGCCAAAAGGGGUGGCAGAGUGGACAGGUUUUCUGGCAGCGCAGGCCUUAAAUGCAGCAGCUGCCAUGUUGGCGCACGGACCCGCGUGGCUGUUCAGGAUUCCCAGGGACACUGUCUGGUUCCGGCGCGUGCUGCUCCUGGAGUGCCUCUCCCCUGUUCCCGGCACUGUCGCAAGCAUUGUGGCGCAUGUGCGGGCGCUAGCCACGCUGCGCGGCCCUGGAAGCUUCGUGGAAAGCUACCAACGUGAGAGCGGCAACGCACAUGCUCAUCUGCUCACACUGCUGCAGCUGCGCCCCUCUCUAUCACUCCGCGCACUCGUCCUUCUCAGCCAGGCCGCAUUCGCGCUGCCGUACGCUGCGGCGUACGCUGUGGCACCGCGGGCAUGCCACGCAUUCGUGUGCCACCUCAGCGGCCUGACCGGGGAGGCCAUAAGCGGUGCACUGCGGGACCUCGACUCCGGCAGCAUUCCCUCCUGGCAGCGCCUCCCCGCCCCUGAAUCAGCAGCCGCCUAUUGGGGCCUCCCGGAGGGUGCCACUAUGCGCACGGUGCUGCUGGUGGUGCGCGCUGACAUGGUCGCCAGGUCAGCCAUCAACCAGGAUGCCGACCCCGCCACCUUCCAGCCGGGCUGCCAGCUGGCGAGUCUGGAGGACAUCCUGGCAGAAGAGUAUGCGCUGGAUUAUAAUCUGCCGCAGGGGCCGGUCAUCCUGCGCUCACGUUCCAAUGCAAGCUCCCUCAGCGACACCGGCAGCUUCCACUCCGGCAGCCGCAAAGAUCUGGCGUCCCCCGCAGCAACGCCCGCGCAUCGGCGGCUGCACAGCGCAGCGCGUGCAGCUUUCCAUGACCUGACCCCCGCCAAGUUUGGCCGUGCCAAAUCUGGCCGUGCCAGCAGGGCAGACCCCAAUCCUGCGCUCACCAGCAUCAGUCUCACAGAGGAAAAGUAUGCGCAGCUGCAAGCAGUGGAGGAGGACAAAAGCUCCAAACCUGCAGCUGAGAAGGGCCUUGCAGAGAAGUUCAGCAUGGAGGGCAAACAGGCUGAUCUGGCAGCCAUCAUGGACAGCAUGUGGGGAUCCAGCCGUUUCUGA
Messenger RNA from Coccomyxa subellipsoidea C-169, 2328 nucleotides. RefSeq lists its product as hypothetical. The transcript is spliced from 17 exons. Gene Ontology annotation, biological process: alternative respiration. Gene Ontology annotation, cellular component: mitochondrion. Bases 286 to 2328 code for a protein of 680 amino acids. The record is from RefSeq and is a predicted model, not a curated record. Gene Ontology annotation, molecular function: alternative oxidase activity. Lineage: Eukaryota; Viridiplantae; Chlorophyta; Trebouxiophyceae; Coccomyxaceae.